AUGUCGUUUAUAACACUUGCCCCUCCUUUACCAUCACCGACCAGAGAUGUCGAGCAACAAAUCUAUGUGCUUCAUCAAACCCGGCUAACAACCCACGGCUACGUGAUAAUCCCCUCCUUCCUACCCCCCUCCACCCUCUCCGCCCUCCGCACCGCCUCAUCCACUCUCAUCUCCCUCUCCUCUGCCGGCCAAUGGCCCCACGUCCGCACCACAGGCAAACAAUUCCCCCCCUGGGACCCCUCCCUAGUCCCGCACUCGGCUGGCAUCUGGGGCGUCCAACACCUCCUCCACCCUUCCCUCCCCCUCCCCCCCUCCCAACGCGAGGCUUUUGUCAAGCUCUACUUCUCCCCCGCGCUGCUCUCCCUCUCCCGGGAAAUCCUCUCCCUCCCUCCGCCUGACGGCCUGGUGAUGGAACUGUUCAACCUGCUGUGUGGGCCCAGCGACGGGAAAGGGUUCGAGCUCUCCUGGCAUAGGGACGACAUUCCCGCCUCGGCGACGGAGGAGGAGGAACGGGAGAGGGUGUGGAAACCGGGGGAGGUGUACUCUCACACGCAGUGGAAUUUGCCGUUGUAUGACGACAACAGUUUGGUUUUGAUGCCGGGGUCGCAUUCGCGGCCGCGGACGGCAGCGGAGCGAGAGGCUGAUCCUCAUGGGGGUGAUUUGGAGGGGCAAGUGGUGGUGGAGCUGAAGGCGGGGGAUUUGGUGUUUUACGAUAACAACAUCCUCCAUCGGGGAGUGUAUUCGGGGGGUAAGCAACGGGUGACGCUUCACGGGUCGGUUGGGAGGGCGGAUGGGGGGAGGGGAUGA
This is a messenger RNA of Podospora pseudopauciseta, 807 nucleotides long. RefSeq lists its product as uncharacterized. The record is from RefSeq and is a predicted model, not a curated record. Lineage: Eukaryota; Fungi; Ascomycota; Sordariomycetes; Sordariales; Podosporaceae. The coding region runs from base 1 to 807 and encodes 268 amino acids. The transcript is spliced from 2 exons.